Molecule: messenger RNA, 1293 nt
Organism: Microstroma glucosiphilum
Lineage: Eukaryota; Fungi; Basidiomycota; Exobasidiomycetes; Microstromatales; Microstromataceae
Product: HAD-like protein
Exons: 4
Coding region: 129-1040 (303 amino acids)
Source: RefSeq, a predicted model, not a curated record
CGACACACACACGCACCGGCAGCGGACAUGGGGAAAGCAACCCGUACCGACAAGGGCGCCUACCUGGGCUGCUGCACUUCCCACAUACGCAUCGCUGAUUGACGCCUAUCUCCCUCGCUUCGUGUUCCAUGUGUAAUCCCCGACCAGCCAUCCCGGAGUUGAUCCUCUUUGACAUCGGAGGCGUGGUGGUCAAGUCACCCAUCGUUGCCAUCAAUGGCUACGAACGGAAGCUCGGCCUUCCUUCCAACUACCUCAAUGUCUCCAUCCGCUUCAGAGGAGAAGCUGGAGCCUUUCAGAGGCUAGAGAGGGGCGAGGUGGAUAUAUGGACAUUCUAUGACGAAUUUGGAAGGGAGCUGAGCGAUACAGAGAAGGGAAACGAGUGGUACAAGGCGUGGUGCAAGGAAGGCGGCAAAGAGGUGCCGCGAAACCUUCCUACUGAGCUCCACAUCGAUGGUAGGGAUCUCUGGGGCGAAAUGAUGCGGCAGAGCACAAAGACGAAUCCGGUCAUCGUGGGCGCACUACAGAAGCUCAAAGCCUCGGGACGGUUUCGCCUGGCAGCCCUCACAAACAACUUUGCUCCUCCCACGGCUCUGCCCUCCUCUGACCCUACUAGCUCCUCCGCAACUCCUCCUCCCACGCUGGAGGAAGAACUCAAGCACCUUGGCGUCUCCCCCUCAUCAACCAAAUACAUCAAGUCCCUCUUCCACCCCGGAGCCUAUUACGAGUCUUCCCUCCUCGGAGCACGCAAGCCUGAACUCAAGAUCUAUCAGCAUGUACUCCAAGCUGAGGGUCUUGCAGAAAACCCGAGUAAGGUCCUCUUCUUGGACGAUAUUGGACCGAACCUCAAAGCAGCGAGAAAGUUGGGGAUCAAUACGAUCAAAGUCGGUUUGGCGAGCCAGUUGAGUGCUGUGCAGGAGCUGGAGAAAUGGACGGGGAUGAAUUUAAUCGACGAGGAGCUAAGAAAGGAAGAGAAGGAGAGGGUCAAGAAGAUAGACGAAGCACGGUUGAGGUCUUUGGAAAAGAAGAAGGCAAAAUUGUAGACCCGAGGGAAAGUGUCGCACAGCCUGCCUCAGAUGGCAUAGCUUCGGGCGCAACGUCGUUGUACUUGUACGAUUGUGGUUGUGGUAGUAUUACAAAAGGGUCUCGAACUCAUCCUAGUCUCCAGCUAGAAUCUAAAGCGCCCUUCCUUGUCCCCCUUCUCUGCGCCCUUUUCCCUUCUCCUCUCCUCGGUCGCUCGUCUCUUCCUGCUCAACUCCUCCCGCAAUGCACUCACGUCUUCUCCGCCCCCGCCAA